AUGGAGUUCGACGAAUUACAUGAGUAUGCGAGCUUCCGAUCUUUCCCGGGCUACUCGCGCCGGAUUCGAGGGACUCGUCUCCAACGAAUUCCGGCGACGCCAAGGCUGCUUAUUGGCUUCACCACUGGAACCUCUCUCAGCAGCAUCGACCCUUCCGCAGACUCUUCAGCCUCCGACACUCCAAACGUCGAUUACAGCAACCCGACCACAGCGACAUCCUCCUCGACCGGCAUAACGCCGGACUCUGCUCCCGACACCACCUCCCCCGUCGACAACAACAACAACAACUUAAUGUGCUGGCACAACAGUUCCCUGCACGGAAUGGGAAUCGCCUUGGGAGUCUUCCAAUCUUGUCGCCAAGGGACUCCGAAUUUCGGAGGACUGCCAUCGGUGGUUUCCAGGUGCGACCAUGUCGCCGUUAUCGAACUUCCGGGAGCUUCAGUUGCUGGCGUCAGAAUCUUACUCGUUCACGAAUUCGUUAAUGGCGACCCGAAUUUGAGCGCGGUAGAUCUCUUGAGGAGGUCGAUGACGACGGAUCCCAAUUUCACCGCUCUUUCUACUUGGAUUUCCCGAUUGAACAUCGCCGCCGAUGUGGCGCGAGGGCUCGACCACAUCCACAACACCAACGGACUUCGCUCCAUCCUCCUCGGCUCCGAAACUGUUAAAUCCAGUAGCAUCAUCGUCUCCGUGGGCGGCGAAUUAACGGGCGAGUUUGGAGAUCGCCCGAAUCAGUUAGGUAUCUCGCCAAUCGAUGGAAUUAGGUCGUCGUCAAUGAACCACGACGAAGCAAUCGCAGCGGUGGCGGAGACGAACCAAAGAUCCGACGUGUACGCAUACGGCGGUUUGAUACUGGAGCUGAUGUCGGGGGAAGCGCCAAGGGCGGCGGUGAUUGAGGUGGCGAGAGCGGUGGUGGACGGGAGAGUGCUCAAGUGGAUGUGGAAGGACAGGCGGAUGGAAGACUGGUUCCCGGAUAAGUUAGUCGAGAAGCUGCUGCAGAUCGCGGUGAAUUGUCUGGAGGAGGACCCUGGGAAGCGACCGUCAAUUGCCGCCGUCGCUGGGAACAUUUACAGGUUGUGCUUGGAAUCGAGGGAAUGGAGUAACGGAAGUGGAGAUUUGUGGCAGGGCCUGCACCAGCGGCCGGUGGUUCCGGGCGUUUCUUUGGCGGCGAUGCGGGACAUCCACGGGCUUAUCUAUUGA
Messenger RNA from Linum tenue, 1197 nucleotides. Lineage: Eukaryota; Viridiplantae; Streptophyta; Magnoliopsida; Malpighiales; Linaceae. The record is from the annotation of a GenBank genome assembly.